Molecule: messenger RNA, 1029 nt
Organism: Caenorhabditis briggsae
Lineage: Eukaryota; Metazoa; Nematoda; Chromadorea; Rhabditida; Rhabditidae
Gene: Cbr-ckc-1
Product: Protein CBR-CKC-1
Exons: 7
Coding region: 1-1029 (342 amino acids)
Biological process (GO): phosphatidylethanolamine biosynthetic process
Cellular component (GO): cytoplasm
Molecular function (GO): ethanolamine kinase activity
Source: RefSeq, a predicted model, not a curated record
AUGGCUACUGAAUUUCAAACUUUCAACGAGGAUCUGUCUCUUACUAGUCAAACGGAAUGUGAGGACUCAGCUCGUGCAAUUCUAGCCAAACUCAGACCUGAAUGGACCUCAUCCGAGAUAAAAUUCGAGUAUUUCUCAGUCGGCAUCACUAACAAAAUCUUCUCCGCUGGAUUCGGAACCGAACACGUGAUCUUUCGUGUCUUUGGUCACAACACCAGCAAGGUUAUUGACCGGGAGAAUGAAGUGACCGCGUGGAGACAGUUGGCAAAACAUGGAUUCGCUGCUCCCCUCUACGGAAAGUUCAACAACGGACUCAUCUGUGGAUUUCUGGAGGGGAAGAGUUUGAAGAUCGAGCAGAUGAGAGAUUCUCGUUUCCAUAUGAACAUUGCCAAGAGAAUCGCCCAACUUCACGCUUCUGUUCCGACCAAUGGAAAGACACUGGUGUUCGAAAAGAUGCAGGAAUUCUUGAAACAGUUAGACCCGAAAUUCGAGGAUGCUACAAAACAGGAAUUUUUCGUGACCAACUUCCCACAAAACCUUGCCGCCGAAAUCGAGAAGGUCGAGAAGCUAGUGAUCAAAUCCAAAGAGCCGGUAGCUUUUUGUCACAACGACUUGCUGGUCCACAAUAUUGUGUUCAAUGGGGAGACAAAACGCAUCGAGUUCAUUGACUACGAGUACGCCUUCCCAAACUAUGCUCUGUACGAUAUUGCUAACCAUUUCUGUGAAUAUGCAGGAGUCGAGGGCACCCCAGACUAUACAAAAUGUCUAACCAAGGACGAGAAAUGGCUGUUCAUCAACGACUAUCUUCACUUCAAAGAUUCCAAAAAUCACUGCGACGUUCGCAUGAAAGCAAUGUACAAACAUCUUCCGUUGUUCGAAGCUACUGCUCAUCUCUUCUGGGCCAUUUGGGCCCUUGUUCAAGCUCAAAACUCAACCAUCGACUUUGACUAUCUCACCUACGCUCACGCUCGCUACGAACAAUAUGAGAAACGGUUCCAAAAGUACAUUGGUAGCGUCAACCAUCAUUAA